Aspergillus sclerotioniger CBS 115572 is the source of this 606-nucleotide messenger RNA. RefSeq names its product TNT domain-containing protein. The annotation marks the transcript as partial. The record is from RefSeq and is a predicted model, not a curated record. Lineage: Eukaryota; Fungi; Ascomycota; Eurotiomycetes; Eurotiales; Aspergillaceae. The transcript has a single exon.
UAUCCCUCAACCUGCACCGACCCCUGUCUCGGCAUCAUCCCUCCAAACAACACCAGUUUAUAUUGCGACUACUGCAUCUGCAACAAUGCACUUCUCGGCCAAGUCAACUUCAACGCCACCGGUAACUGGACCGAGCUGUUCGAGGACUACGUCCCCUUGGACAGCCAAUGUCCCAAAGACUGGCUCUGCACCUGGGCCAACUGGACCCAGACCGGCUUCAACAGCACGGUUCUCUACCCGCCCAAUGAUGGCUUCAAGGGCUGUCCCAAAGCCGGUAGCCCCGGGGUCGGUAGCUACGUGGACCGCUUCGGGUCGGAAUAUGGCAGCUAUCUUGCUCCCGCGGGCGUGCCGUUCGCAGAGCGGUCCAUUCCUCCGGGUAAUCUGAAUAAGUACAAUGGUAGCACGCAGUACAAUUAUUGGAGGUUUGAGGUGAUCUGGGAGUUUGAUGCUCUGGAAGGGGAUAUCUUGCCGUGGUUUGGACAGCCCGGGGUGGGAAACAGUGGCUUGUGCAGGGAGGGCUGCGUCCGUUGGUGGAUAAUGGGACGCUGGUGCUCAGGGAGGCGUCGACUUAUAAUGGUCCUGAACAGGAUGCUUGGAGUAAUCUGA